Triplophysa rosa is the source of this 8876-nucleotide messenger RNA. RefSeq names its product apolipoprotein Bb, tandem duplicate 2 (gene apobb.2). Gene Ontology annotation, cellular component: low-density lipoprotein particle; very-low-density lipoprotein particle; mature chylomicron. Gene Ontology annotation, molecular function: cholesterol transfer activity; low-density lipoprotein particle receptor binding. Gene Ontology annotation, biological process: cholesterol homeostasis; lipoprotein transport; triglyceride mobilization. NCBI's taxonomy places the organism in Eukaryota, Metazoa, Chordata, Actinopteri, Cypriniformes, Nemacheilidae. The record is from RefSeq and is a predicted model, not a curated record.
AUGAGGAGACAUAAGCUCUGUCUUUUACUGCUCUUGUCCAUCUUCACACUGUCCAUGGACAAAAUAUAUAAGAGCUUUCACAAGUAUGAAUAUCUCUAUGAGACCGAGUCCUUGAAUGCUUUAAAUGGAGCGGUCAACGGCCCGAGGGUCAGCUGCAAGGUUGAAAUAAGGGUUCCAGGUCCGUGCAGCUACAUCAUACACACCAGUGAGUGUGCAGUGAGUGAAGUGACUGAUGUUAAUUCUGAUGGAAAGAUGGUGUUUGGAUCAGCUGUUGGCACUGACAACUUCAAAGCUGAGAUGGAAAAGUAUCCUCUGAAGUUCACAGUCGAGAGAGAUGAUGACAUCAAACUCUUCCCUGAGGAGGAGGAGCUGGUCAACAUCCUCAACAUCAAGAGAGGAAUCAUCUCUGCUCUUGCUGUACCUGUACUUGAAGAGAAGAUGAACAAAGACACGCCAACCAUCUAUGGCCUGUGCAAGACUGACUUCAUUGUGAACAGCAGAGAGAAGAUCGCCACAGAUGUCACCCUCAACAGAGACCUGUCCAAAUGUGACAAAUUCAGACCGGUCAAUGAUCACACCAGUCCCCUGGCUCUCAUCACCGGCACGCACUGUCCUCUUGCUCAGUUGAUCAGGAGCACCCAGACUUGCAACUACAAGUUUGACAGUGAGAAGCAUCAUAUGACCACUGGGGUUUGCACGGAGAGACAUCUUCUCGUUCCGUUCUCUCACAAAGGAGAGUUUGGAGUGACCAAUAUCGGCAUACAGACCGUCACGCUUUUGGGAGUCACUAAACAUAACGACAGGGUCUUUAACCACAAAGUGGCCAACAUGAAGCCACUCCAUCCAGACAGCAGUGUCGACAUGAGCCCGGUUCAGGAUAAAGAAGAUGCUCUUGCUGUUGUGAGGGAACUUGCUCAGCUUUCCAAGUCCAAGGACGGACACAAGAGAGCUCACCUGGCUCACAAGCUUAUCGGUACGAUCCGAAGGAUGAAUGCUGAAACUCUUGCAGCUGCCGUUGGUGAAGCUCUGGAGAUCUCGCAGUCUUUGACAUAUCAGGCUCUAUUGCAGUGCGGUACCCCAGAAUGCAACAGGGUUAUUAUGGGAGUUUUCAGGACCUUUGAUAGAUCUUCAGCAGAGAUUGACGCCGCUGUAUACACCAUGGGAUUGAUGCCACGUCCCUCUCGUGUACUUGUGAGGGAAAUGUUGGAGAUGGCAAAGUUCAAGCCCAGCAAACCCGUCUACUAUGCAGUUAGCAAUGCUGUGAGAAGGUUGUAUGAUGUUGAGGGAGUCACCAGUGAGAUCCAGUCAGUAGCCGCACAUGUCCUCGAACAGAUCGGUGAUUGUACAGGCGACCAGGAGCACAUCUUUCUGUCCCUUAAGGUGAUUGGCAACAUGGCGGUUGCCAUGGAAGCGGCAAGCCCGGCUUUGAUGUCUGCUGUGAUUCGAUGCAUUAACCAGCCGGUUGCAUCUCCUGCAGUCCAGCGCGCUGCCGUCCAGGUCUACCGACAGAUUCCUGUACCUGAGCAGGGUAGGGAGGUGCUCAUGAGUGCGGUUCUGGACAGAGCUGCAGUCGUACAGAAGCGUGUUGCUGCCUAUCUCAUCCUGAUGAAGGACCCUACGUCUGCUGAACUUUCUCAGGUGGCAGAAGCGCUCCGCGCUGAGGAAAAUCUUCAGACCAAAAGUUUUAUCAUCUCUCAUAUGAGCAACAUCCUGAGCUCCACAGCGCCGGAGACUAUGCAAUUGAAGCAGAAGAUUUUGGGGGCCUUCCAGAGCAAUAAAGUUGGGACACUAAUGGAUCCCACAAAAUUCUCUCGCUUCUAUAAAAUGGGUUCUCUAGAGGGGAACAUGAUCUUUGAGUCUCCCGAAGAACUUCCCAGAGAACUCAUGCUGGAAAUGACCUUGGAUGCUUUUGGAUUUUAUAUGGAUUUGGUUGAGAUUGGAAUGGAAGGCAAAGGGUUCGAGCCCUUUAUUGAGGCUCUCUUCGGCAUCAAUGGAUUCUUUCCAGACACAGCGAUGAAGACUAUUUUCUAUGCUGCCAACAAGAUUCCCCUCCAGGUCAAUGAUGUCUUGAAUGACAUAGUUCCUGUCUUGAGGAAUGACAGGAGGAGGAGACAGACGACUCAAAACAUAGUCCAAGAAAUCAGACAGAAUGUCAACAAGCUUUUUCGAGAACUGAAGGCUCAAGAUUCCCCUGAGGCACUGGUGUACAUCAGACUUCUGGGUGCUGAACUUGGCUAUCUGAAAACUGAAGAUAUGGAGGAGAUGGUGAACUCUGCUGGCAAUAUGUUUGAGAAUCUCCUCAAGAUGCUCCCUAAAGAUUUCAUCAGAAGUUUGUUCUCAAGCGUGGACAACGAUCUUUUUCUUCACUACGUAUUCAUGGAUAAUGAGUUCUACCUGCCCACCGGUUCUGGAUUUCCGCUGAGAGUUUCUCUGUCUGGUAUUUUAACUCCUGGAGUCAAAGGAGGACUGAGUUUUAAUCCAGACAUGGGUGAAUUUGCAUUCAUGCCAUCUGUCGGUAUUGAGUUUGUGACCGAGGUUGGCGCUCACUUCCCUGACUACGUUCACUCCGGUCUGAAGAUGCACACUAAUAUUUAUCACGAGAGCGGCUUUAAAGCAAAACUCUCUGUGAGAUACAACCAGGUCAAGCUCACUGUUCCUGCUCCUCAAGACCCGACAAAGAUCAUCAGCAUCACCAAUUCUCUAGUGUCUGUUGGUGCCGGCACAUCUAAAACAAUUCCUGCCGUGGGGGAGCGUACAGAAGUUGAAUGCAGUCGUUUUUUCCCUGGACUGAAGUAUUGUACAGUCCUGCAAUAUUCUGAUGCCAUGUCGAUCGAUGCUGCCCCCUAUUUUCCUCUGAAUGGUGACAGCAAAUUUGCUGUUGAGCUGCACAGCACCGGAGAGGUCACAGAGUACACAGCCACCAUCAGCUAUGAGCGCGAGGUUGAGACGGACAGAGUCACGGUGGACGUAAAAGCUGAAGGAACGUCUUUUGAGGGCACAGCGACGCUGAAGCUUAACAGACAGACAUACGCGGCCUCUGUGGAGCUUCUCGCUCCGUCUCUUCAGCUUGAAUCUAAAGUGAGUGCAAACAUCGUGAAGCGCGCUGAAGAGCUGACCGUUGAACUUGAGUGUGACCUAAAACUCCCGGAGACGUCCUCAGCUCAAAAACUCAUCCUGAAAUAUGAUGGUAAGAAGAUUGAAGCUGAAGUGGAUUCUGAGGUCAGUUCUGAGAUUCACAACAUCAUCAACAGUGAUGUUGAAGGCAUGAUCAACAGUCUUUUAGAUUACCAGAUACUCAAGAAUAAAAUGAAGAUCCGUGAUAUUCUGGAAAAGUCAGUUAAGGUAAAAAAAGCUCCCCAAUUUCUUUCCACUAAAAUGGUUGAUAUUCCAUGUGUGCAGGGUUUGAAAGUUCCUGUUAUCAGUUUUCCCAAGAGACUCUUCCUAAACAUAGAGGGUGCUGCAAAAUAUACCUUUGGAGAGCAUUACAAAACCAUGACGUUUCAUUUUCCUCUGGGUGGGAAACCCACUGAAGGUCUGAACUUCUUCACUAACAUCAGCACAUCAAACCUGACCAUACUUCAGUUUCUUACAUCUGUUGACAUGUCUCUUCCAGAGAUCUUCAUUCCUGAAAGUGUCUCGCUGUCUUUGCCGUCUCUUGGAAUGGCGGAGGUGUCUGGAAAACUAAACAGCAACUUCUACACUCUAGAAGCAGCUGUGACUGCUGAAAGAGAUGCUGUUGCACACACAAGCUAUUCCGCUAAUGCUGAAGUCACUGGAACGAGUUCUGUUGAUCUGCUGUCGCUGAAGAUUAAAGGAUCUGUGGUGGUUGAAUCCACACCCGCCAAUUCCUUCAAGGCUAAUGUAAAGACAACAGUUAACCACAAGCUUGUUGAUGUCAGCGUCAGUGUUGCGGAGGAAGUCAAAUUAAGUAAAAAGAUCAGCGUGGAAUCCAAUAGCAAGCUGGAAGUGAAUAGUCCUGUAGGAGUGCAGAUUUCUCUGGAGCACACUGGACAGGUCGGAGUUAACGCUGAAGAGAUCUCUGGAGAUGGAAACCUGGAAGGAUCCUUUAAGGCUGGUCAAGUAUGUGGUUCUGGAACCCUUACUCAGUCCGUUUCACUCCUUCCAUUCAAAUCCGAGGCAAACAUUUAUACUUCACUGAAAACAGGUUCAACGCUUCAGGCUCGGAACACCAUUACUGCAGCUUUUACCAAUGAGGGGCUGUCUAUUCAGUCCAACACGGCACUAUUUGAAGACCUUAUCUCCAAUACUGCAGAGCUUACGUACAAUAAAUCUCAGCUUGCUCUAAAAUCAGGUACAAAGUCAUCAGUGUUUGGUCUGAAGAUCCAAAACACAGCUGAGGCAAGGGCGGGUGCAGAAGCAGCCAGCAGUAAGAUCGUCACAUCAGUUGACCUUUCUGAAGAACGGAUCUAUUCCCAGUUCACUGGAACACUAGACACCGAUGGACUAACGGUUAACAGCGAUGCCUCUGCUAGACUAACCGGACACACAGCUGCCCACAAAGCCAUUCUGACCAUCAACAAGGAUGGCCUGUCCUCCAGCGGCACAGCAUCAGUGAAAAGCCUCUUGACUCUGGAAGAGCUGCAGCACACCUUUGACAUUAGCUACCAGAAUCUGACUCUAAAUGGCAAGUGCAGGACCACAGGAGGGAUUAUGACAACACGACUGAGACACAACACUGAACUGGAGAUUGCUGGACUUGCUGGCAGAUUUAAAAAUCAAAUCCAUUGGUCUACAGAAGAUUUCCACUUCGAAACUAUGGCUCAUGGUACAGCCGCUCCGUUCAGACUCAACAUCGAUGCCUCUGCUGGCGCUCAAGGUUUUAUACACCUCAAUGGGCUGCAGCGUGUCCAAUUUGACACAAAAGCUCACCUGAAAGCCAAGCCAUUUGCCAUCGAGCAUUCUCACAGGUGCAGAGUCUCUACCACCCUUAACAUAGACAGAGGCGUCUCAAUCCAAUCAAAACUUGAGAAUAAGUUUGACACCAUGAUCACCCCCGCAGAACAAAACGCAACCCUGACUGUAAAGUGUAAAGUAAACGACUAUGCCAUAAAUAAUGAACUUAGUUCUUAUAAUAAUCCAGAGAGACUCGGCCUGGAAGGGUCUGGAAGCAUUGCUGGCGGUCUGUUCCACACUCAGAACCUUUCCAUCUCUGGUUUCUUAAAGUAUGAUAAGAAAAGUGACUGGCGUGCUAUUAGCCAGCUGACCUUUGUAAGUUUGCCUUCCGCUCUUGAAGACAUCAGGAUAGCUCUUUUGAGAACAGUUGAGGCCCUGAGACACUAUAUUAACAGAGAGGACGUUGUAGCAAAAAUUCAGAACUUACCCCAGCAUGUUAAAAAGGUAGUGUCUGAUCUGAACGUCGAGGGAAGAGUUGUCCAGCUCAAACACAACUUGCUGGCUCUUACCCAGAAUAUGCCUGAGUAUAUCUUGAGAUUGGAAGAUCUGGAAGAAUCUCUGAGCAAUCUCAGGGAUGGAAUUGAGACGCUGGUGAUGGAAGUGACCCACCACUUUAGUGAAGAACUUGACAUUUUAAAGCAACUGAUGGCGAAGGGAGUCCUGUAUGAAAAUGUUGGAGAGGCGUUGAAUGCAGUGUUUUCUGUUAUUGAAGAAGUUAAACGUUUAUCUAUUCAUGCUGCUAAACAGCUAUUAACUGAACUAGAUGUGAUUAAAAAUGUAAAUGCUAUCUAUGGCAAUGCGAGAGAUAGUCUUUCAAAACCUGAUGGAAUGAUAGCAGCGGUUCUGGAAGAGAUGGUUGAGCACAUAAAGCGAUUCAAAAAUGAUGAAACCAUUCUUGUGGUUUUGGCUCAAAAUGUACAAUCUGUUCGCAUCCAGAUCACACAGUUCUUGGAUGAUGCCAUAACUUAUCUGAGGACAAAUGAUGUUAGACAAGUUACCCAUGUGAUCUUUAUUCCUCCCAUGCACAACAGUCCUGCUCAGAUUUCUGACAUCACUUUUGGAAAACUCUACGGUGAGAUCAGAGUCAACAGCCCAGUGUACAGCAUCAGGACCUCUGCGGACGUCCAGGAUGCUUCAGACGUACACCCUCGAUUCACAGCUUCUGUUACCUCUCAAGGAACCUCUCCAUAUGAUGUCCACCAUAAUUUGGACUUCACUGCACAGAUGUCCAUCCCUGAAAAGAGCCAUUUAAAAUUGUCUGAAACUCUCAAGAUGACAGGCUUUCUGAUUUGUGACCAGCAGGCAACAUUGACUCUGAUCAAGGUGUCACCAACGCAGAAUCCCAAAGCCGGCACAUCUGCUUCCAGAGUUAACACCGCUCCCAUCAGCAUAGAGGAUGGUACAUCUUACUCUAUUGAAACCGAUUACAACCACCAGUUGAGCGUCCACACGUUCUUUCUAUCCAAUGAUGUCACCCUCAAUCAAAAAGCUUUAGCCUAUCAGGAAGCGGCUACAUUCUUUGUGAAAGUAACGAAUGAAGGUUCUGGCAAAUUUGCUUUUUACGGAUUCUCUGAUGAAGGCACCCAUAAGAGCAAGCUGAACUUCAACAUGGACCUCAGCACCGCCAAACUGGCUCUUACCGGUCACACUGAGAGUGGAACGAUGAAGAUAAAGAUGACAGCCAAUGCCGCCUCCGUCCCUCAGAGUCACUUCGCAUUUGACGCUCGUGUUGAAACAAAGUCUCCGUUCAUCAAGAACAGCUUGCUGGUUGCUUCUGUUAAGGCUCUACUGGCGGAUAUGAAGGUGGACAUCAAGGCAGCUCAUGACACAGAGCUUGUUGGAGACGUCAGGGGUUUCCUCACCAAUGCUGUUAACAUACUCGCUCGUCCUGGUGAUGUUGAAAUUGACUUUCAGAACAAGGGUGAGAUCAGCCUUAGCAAGUCUUUGUCAGGCAAGAUUGAACUCCAGAAUGAUUAUUCUGUUACCCUUAACCCGGACAUGCAGCGAAUCAAUACGGUGGCACUAGCCUGCUUCAAGCCGUACUAUUACAGCCAUAACUUCACUGUCAUCAAUAACAAAGCAGAGACAGGCAUUCACACUGCUGCGGGUGCUGUGUUCAGUCCUGGAUAUGUGUUGGGUCAAGUAAUUCAUGUGCCUAUCAUUGGCUUUAAGAUUCCAGUAGUCAAAGACCUGAUCUUUGAACAGUCUGGUCAAUGGGACACCUUCGCCAGCACUGACCAGUCCAUUGACCUCCGUGCCAAACUCGAACAUCAGAAGAACAGGUUUGCUAUUCCUUUGGGCGUCAUUGUCUCUGAAAUGUCUUUCAAGUCCUCUCUUCUUGAGUUAAAUGCAACUGCUGGUGUUUUUCCAGAAGAAAAUAUUCUGAUGGGUGUUAAUGCCAUGACUGCCUCUGUGUUUGAGGAAUUGAAGGUCAAGCUCGAUGGAACCACCAGCGUGGCUACAAAAGAUGGACUGAAGGUAUCCACGUCUUUGUCUUUGGACAACAUCCAUAUCGGAGGUUCUCAUGAUGGUUCUCUAACUCUGGACGUAGAGAACUAUGAGGCUGUGAUGUCUGCAGACACGACUGUGAAGAUCAAUCUGCCAACCUUUAGUAUUAAUGCCACUCACGGACUAUCUGGAGACACCAAAACACAUCCAAAGUCCACGUCAGCCUUGAAGAUCCAGUACAGCUUUGACGAUCCAGACUCAAUGGGUGUCGGACAUGGAGAUGCUGAGAAUAAUUUGAAGAUGGAGGCCACUCUUUCAUUCAUCUCUAUUGAGUCUGUCACUAAAGGAACGACUGAUUCCGUUUUCGAUGCAAAUACGAUGAUUAACGGAACUUUGGAAAAGGAAGCUACUGUCUUUGUGAACGCCGAUGGGCUGCAGUCCUCUCUGAAGACCACAGGGAACGGCAUCAUAGUUCCUAAUGAAGAUGCCAAGAUACGCUAUGACAUUAACAACAUGUUUACAUGUAAAGGACAUCUGGGACGUGUGUAUUUGGGGUUAGAAAUGGAUUCGAACUAUGAAAUAAAUUCUGAAAGAGAAAACAUAAAGAUCAAUCAUACAGCUGUGGGUAAAUCUGACAUCGUUCCUCUGAGCUCCUUCUUGUCUGCUGUGGAAACCAUCUUGUCCCCUUCACGGUCACAUGUAUAUGACAAUAGAGAUUCAGAAACGGUUUGGCUGGAUCGUGGAUUUAAACACAAAUCAAAGGGCGUGUACCCUGAGUACAAUUCAAGUCUGGCAUUUUUAUCGGAGACUAUUGGUGAAGCUCCUGAAGUAAAGCUUGUGUUUGAGGGCUCUUACAAUCUCACAUCUCCAUCUGCAAUUCUGGAGUAUGAGUUUGGCAUACACAGUCUCGUAACGUCACCAGGACUGGACCAGCAUAGCUUCAAAAGAUUCCAGAUUCCAGAUUAUUAAUGGCACUUUACCUUUGUCUGAUAAAAGGGAAUUAAACAACCUUCACUUCAGAAAACAGACAACCCUUUCACCUUCAGUGUAACAAAUAUUCAUUUGGGAAAACACCAAUUUAUCAAUGAUUGAAUGGAUGUAAGAAAGGCUACUGUUCUUAAAGUAUAGGUACAAUAGACAUAAAAACAUUUACAUAAGUUUGAAUGUAGUCUGUAUACAGUAGCCUAUGUGUAAUAAAUUGGCCCGAGUGCAUAUCAUAUGUGGUGCGAUGUGAUUGUUACUGGUACUGUUCUUUUGAAAAGACACAUUUACAUCUAUUCAUUUCACACUAAAAACAAUUUACAGUUCAUGCAGGUGGACAUUUAGUCAGCUUGUGUGUCUCAGAACCAAACCUAUGAUCUUUGUUGGUGUCUGGAUCAUUUCGGACAGUGUUGACAUACUGAGCUAAUGUGACAAAAUACAUAAUUGUUGACAAUAAUACUGUAAAUAGUGUAUUUGCUAGAGAGAAAUGAACAAUGAGCUUGCACACAUACUAAUAUACUAAGAGUGUGAUG